GAGAAAGAAAGAGAGGCGUUUAUGGGUGGUAAGCCGCCGCGUUGCGUCAUCAAUCUGCGACAGGAGGCGGAAGUAAGAAGCAUCCAAGGAUGGGAACUCAAAUUAAAGAUGUUGUUAUGAAGGCUGAUGCUCCCAGUACAUUACUGCUGGACAAACAUGCGGAUUACAUUGCAGCAUAUGGCUCAAAGAAGGAUGAUUAUGAGUAUACUCUUUCAGAAUAUCUGCGAAUGAGUGGAAUCUAUUGGGGUCUGACAGUAAUGGAUCUUAUGGGACAGCUUUCACGAAUGAGUAAAGAUGAAAUAAUAGAAUUUAUCAAAUCCUGCCAGCAUGACUGUGGAGGGAUUAGUGCCAGCAUAGGCCAUGAUCCUCACUUGCUUUAUACACUUAGUGCAGUGCAGAUUCUUUCACUGUAUGACAGCCUUAGUGUAAUAGACACAGAUAAAGUUGUUGAAUAUGUGAAAUCAUUGCAACAAGAGGAUGGUUCGUUUGCUGGUGAUAAAUGGGGUGAAAUAGACACACGAUUCUCCUUUUGUGCAGCUGCAACACUGGCAUUACUGGGAAAACUAGACGCCAUUAACAUAGACAAAGCUGUUGAGUUUGUUCUCUCGUGUAUGAACUUUGAUGGAGGAUUUGGAUGCCGACCUGGAUCUGAAUCUCAUGCAGGACAGAUUUAUUGCUGCACAGGAUUCUUAUCUAUAACUAAUCAGCUGCAUCAUGUAAAUGCCGACUUGCUUGGGUGGUGGCUUUGUGAGAGACAACUACCAUCAGGAGGGUUAAAUGGCAGACCAGAAAAGUUACCAGAUGUUUGUUAUUCCUGGUGGGUACUGGCAUCAUUGAAAAUUAUUAAGAGAAUCCACUGGAUUGACAAAAAUAAACUGCGUAGUUUUAUCUUGGCCUGCCAGGAUGAGGAGACAGGGGGCUUUGCUGACAGGCCAGGAGAUAUGGUGGAUCCUUUUCAUACACUGUUUGGAAUUGCUGGUUUAUCACUUCUGGGUGAUGAGCAUAUCAAGCCUGUGAACCCAGUUUUUUGUAUGCCUGAAGAAGUCCUGCAGAGAAUGAACGUACAUCCAGAAAUUCUAAACUAAACUUAAUUACAUAUGAACUGACACCAUCAUGUUUAAAGUACAUAUAAGAGGAAAAUAAUAUUGGAUUUCCAAACGUAAACUUGAAGACAAAAAAAUACUGUCCUGUAUUUUAAAUAAUCUUUAAUAUUUAUAUAUAUAUAUAUAUAAUAUCUGCGGUGGGUUGGCACCCUGCCCAGGAUUGGUUCCUGCCUUGUGCCCUGGGAUUGGCUCCAGCAGACCCCCGUGACCCUGUGUUCGGACUCCGCGGGUUGGAACAUGGAUGGAUGGAUAUAUAUAUAUAUAUUUAAAAUAUGAUCAACUGUUUAAUGGAUUGAAGGUUAUUCAAAUAAUGAAGACAUGGAUUUUACUAUAUCUAAGUGAUAAAGAUAUAGAUAACAGAAAGAAUUGUUUACAAGUAUUCUAUUUUCCUAGUACUCUAAUCCAUUAUGCAGUAAUAGUCAUUAAUGUCUGUGCUAGCAGUUUGACACACUAUUGUUGUAUUUAUAAUUAAAGUUCUAUCUCAUGCUGCACCAUUGAUGCAGUGCAUACUAUGCGCACAUUUAUUACACAGGUUUGGAAUCAAUAAAGGAUUUAACUCUAAUUUCCAAAUGUAAUAAAGGAUUUCAGUAUCUAUGGUA
Erpetoichthys calabaricus (reedfish) is the source of this 1702-nucleotide messenger RNA. RefSeq names its product Rab geranylgeranyltransferase subunit beta (gene rabggtb). The transcript is spliced from 9 exons. Gene Ontology annotation, molecular function: Rab geranylgeranyltransferase activity. The coding region runs from base 90 to 1085 and encodes 331 amino acids. Gene Ontology annotation, biological process: protein geranylgeranylation. The record is from RefSeq and is a predicted model, not a curated record. NCBI's taxonomy places the organism in Eukaryota, Metazoa, Chordata, Cladistia, Polypteriformes, Polypteridae. Gene Ontology annotation, cellular component: Rab-protein geranylgeranyltransferase complex.